AUGAACCGCGUUGACUACAACGAAAAGGCACAAGCCCUCCUAGACGACCAACAGUCCUACAAGUCCACGCCUCCCUCGCGAGCCAAAUCGAUGAUUGGUCAACUAACUGGACUCCUGAACCGACUCAAGCGAAACAGUGCUAUAUCGCUGGACGAUUGGCGACAGAUUAAACCAACGGAUACGGCACUGGCCCGGUUUUAUGGAUUACCCAAAAUCCACAAGCCCAAUGUUCCCCUUCGACCAAUCGUUGCCUUGAAAGGCAGCCCCACUUACAAUCUAUCCAAGUGGAUGGCCCGAAAACUUAACUUUCUCCGAGAAGGCUCAAGGACCUCCAUCAAUUCGGCCUCCCAAUUCCUGGCCGACAUCCGAGGAAAAGUUGUCCGACCGGAGCAGAUCAUGGUGUCCUUUGACGUGGUUUCAUUAUUCACGUCCAUCCCACCGGACCUGGCACGCGACGUUUUUCGCAAACGACUCGAAGAGAACUACGACGAGACGAACAAACCCCUAAAAAUCGACCACUUACUAAAACUGUUUGCUUUCUGCCAACAAACCUUCACCUUCAAUGGCAGAACAUACGAGCAGAUAAAAGGAACGUCGAUGGGUUCGCCAAUAUCCAGCCUGGUUGAAGAACUAGUCCUGCAGGAACUGGAAAAAGUCGCCUUCGACCACUAUGAACCUGCAUUUUGGCGCCGGUACGUGGACGACACGUUCGUCAUAAUUGAAAGGAGCAGACUGGCCGACUUCCAAGACCUGCUCAACGGCAUCUUCCCAGACAUCCAGUUCACAAGGGAAGAAGAGCAUGCCGAACAGCUGCCUUUCCUUGACGUUCUCGUCACACGCACACCCAACGGCGAACUCAACACCACGGUGUACAAAAAGGCGACUAACACGACUCAGAUUCUCAACUACCACAGCAACCACCCAAUGGCGCAUAAACGCAGCUGUGUUAGGACACUCUUCCGGAGGGUCAAAACGCACUGCAGUGAACCAGAGGGACGAGUACAAGAACUUCGGCAUCUUCGGGACCAACUGGCAAGGAAUGGAUACCCGAACAGAUUCGUCAGCCGCUGCCUCCGCAUGCGCCCACGGCGAACAAACGGAGGAGAGCCGCCAACACUCUGGCACCCUCUGCCAUAUAUAAAGAACGUAUCCGAAGCGAUGGAACGUAUCGCUGGAGAGCUCGGCGUGGGUAUCGCUCACCGUCCGACAGCGACCAUGCGCAGCAAAAUCAUGCAAGUGAAGGAUCGCCUAGACGUGGGUGAACAAUCGGGCGUCGUCUAUCAGAUCCCAUGUCAGGACUGCCCUCGCCACCACACUGGACAAACCGGACGACGACUUAGCUCACGAAUAACGGAGCACAAACGGGCGGUCCGGAGAGGCGACCCGUUGUCUCAGGUCGCCACUCACACCCUGGAGGAACGCCACGAAUUCAACUUUGCGAGCACGCGGAUAGUGGCGCGGGCCAGCAAUAAGACAGGACGAGAACUGUUAGAGGCCUGGGUGUCUGACACCAACGCUAUCAACAGGCACGUUGAUAUACCCCCCUGCUAUCACGCGCUCCGUUCCCGCGGCCAAGGGGCGAGACCCAAUUUCCAGCCAAGGGUGCACGCAGUCACGCCACCGUGA
Molecule: messenger RNA, 1626 nt
Organism: Spirometra erinaceieuropaei
Lineage: Eukaryota; Metazoa; Platyhelminthes; Cestoda; Diphyllobothriidea; Diphyllobothriidae
Source: the annotation of a GenBank genome assembly